GCGGGUCUCCGCGAACAACCACAUCUCUACACCGAUUAGAACGUGCCAGGUGUCUCAAUUGUUUAAAAAUGCACCGCGAGGAGUGGUUUCAAUCCAACCAUUUAUGUACUCCGAAUUCCGGCAUGUUUCGUUACACUACGUAGUAAUGCGGUAUCGUUGCCAUUCGCAGGCGGGGUAUUGUUUACAUUACAGCCUGAUACCCUAAUACCCUAAGCCCCCUAGAAAGGGUUCAGCAUAAGCUCAUAGGAUGUCUAUUUUCAAUUCUUAAUUAUUUAUUUUUAUUUUAUUUAAAAUAGCCAGAAAAAAACAUUACCUGUUAUCUAGUAGUAUCUAGUUCCCAUCAAGAGAAAAGAGAGAAAAAAAAGAAAAGGAAACAUGACAAUCGUAGGGAAAGCAGACGUUCGGGACAGAAAAGCUUUUCGCGAAGGGCUAGUCAGUCGAACGGAGUUGGUCGAGAAGGCCAAGUUCAUCACUUCUUACCUCGGAUGGGACAGCACGCCGGGGUUUUCGGAGACAGAGUCGCCGCGAGAUGGGGGCGGGGGCGGGUGCGAGGCGGCGGUGCCGCUGCCGGACGAGUGCGUGGUGGUGCUGCUGUACGGGCAGAUGCAGCUGGACGACGACGAGCGGGUGCUGACGGGGACCAACGUCGCCGUGCGCACCCGCGGCUCCAAGACCCUCCGGAUCCUCGCCAACAGCGCCGCCGUCUGGUACCCGGGCAUCUGCUGCUGGGACGCCGACGACUGCUACCUCGCGACCAAGGGCCAGUGCAAGCGCUUGGGGAUCGGCAUCGUGAGGGAGGAAGGGAAGACCGACAAGAAGAAAGGGGAGAAGAAGACGGAGAAGACGGCGAUGAAGUCCCCGUGGAACUGGGUCAAGAGGAUGAGCUGGGGAAGAGCGGAUAAGAAUUCUUGACGACGGUGUUGCGAGUCCGGGGCGGCACGUCGCGUCAGGUGUCUACCUCAGGGAUCACGGCGCUAGCUAAUUCUUUGUACGUUGGGAAGUUGGCAAGUGUCUAUAACAACGGUGCCACAAGGGAGGUAGCUUAAUUGCCGACAGCUAAUACUGGUUGCUUAUCCUUGGC
Molecule: messenger RNA, 1081 nt
Organism: Daldinia caldariorum
Lineage: Eukaryota; Fungi; Ascomycota; Sordariomycetes; Xylariales; Hypoxylaceae
Exons: 2
Coding region: 376-912 (178 amino acids)
Source: RefSeq, a predicted model, not a curated record